This is a messenger RNA of Ipomoea triloba (trilobed morning glory), 3386 nucleotides long. Its product is annotated as pentatricopeptide repeat-containing protein At3g12770. The coding region runs from base 1 to 1878 and encodes 625 amino acids. The transcript has 3 exons. The record is from RefSeq and is a predicted model, not a curated record. Gene Ontology annotation, biological process: RNA modification. Gene Ontology annotation, molecular function: RNA binding; protein binding. Lineage: Eukaryota; Viridiplantae; Streptophyta; Magnoliopsida; Solanales; Convolvulaceae.
AUGGCUCUGAAUCUCUCUUUCAGACGGUCGCUCCCAACUCUUCACAUCCUUCCAUUUUCCUUUCUCCACUCUAUAAUCCCGUUUGAAUUUUCUGCCACAUUUCUUAAUUUACGCAUUUCGUUCUCUUCUUUGGGGUGCAAUUCAGAUACAUUAUACCAUUACUACAGCUUCACCGGCCCCGAGUCCUACUACACUUCGUUUCUUCAAAACUCGAAGCACAAGUGUCAUCUAAGCCAAAUCCACGCCCAGUUAUACGUAGCCGGACUACAUCACAAUGGCUUCAUAUUCACUAAAUUCAUCCAUGUGUGUUCAAAUCUCGGCGAAAUCGGCUAUGCCCGCCAGCUGUUCGAUGCAUUUCCCGAACCAUAUGUGUUUUUGUGGAAUGCAAUUAUCAAAGGGUAUGCAAGACAUGAUCUUUACAGCGAGGCCAUUGAAACGUAUAGAAAAAUGCAACACGUAUUUGAGAGGCCCGACUGCUUUACAUUACCUUACAUUCUAAAGGCUUGCGGUGACUUACCGGCUUUUCAGGUGGGUCGCGCUGUUCAUGGACAGGUUUACAGACUAGGGUUUGAGUCUGCUGUUUUUGUGCAAAACAGUGUUGUUGCAUUUUACACCAAAUGUGGAAAUGUCGGUCGUGCCCGUGUUUUGUUUGACCGGAUGCAUGAUAGAAAUAUUGUUUCAUGGACUUCAGUUAUUUCAGGGUAUGCUCAGAAUGGACAGCCUUUUGAUGCUCUGAAAAUUUUCAGUGAAAUGAGAGGAUUGAAUGUGGAACCUGACUGGGUUGUACUUGUUAAUGUUCUGAAGGCUUAUGCUGAUGUAGAUGACUUGGAAGGAGGUAAAUGUGUUCAUUCUCUGGUGAUUAAAAUGGGACUUGAGUUUGAGCAGGACUUGCGGGUAGCCCUUACAGCUAUGUAUUCUAAAUGUGGCCAAGUGAUGGUUGCAAAUUCUUUGUUCAAUGAAUUAGAGGACCGGGAUGUGAUUCUUUGGAAUGCCAUGAUAUCUGGGUUUGCAAAACAAGGUCAUGCUAAUGAUGCUGUUGAGCUUUUCCAUCAGAUGAUAGCAAAGAAUAUUAAACCUGAUUCUGUGACUAUACAGUCUACAAUUCUGGCUUGUGCAGAAGUACGAUCACUGGAUCAAGCGAGAUGGGUGGAUGAUUAUGUCAUUAGUAGCGAAUACCAAAAUGAUGUUGUUGUUAAUACAGCUCUUAUUAACAUGUAUGCAAAAUGUGGAUGUGUAGAUUUGGCACGCAAAGUAUUUGAUCGGACAGCAAAUAAAGAUGUUGUUCUAUGGAGUGCUAUGAUAGUAGCUUAUGGUUCACAUGGUCAGGGCAGAGAAGCUAUUAAUCUUUUCUAUGCAAUGAAACAGGCAAAGGUGUCUCCAAAUGGUGUCACUUUCCUUGGUCUCCUUAUGGCAUGCAAUCAUUCAGGACUUGUGCAAGAGGGAUGGGAAUUUCUCCACAGUAUGAGAGAUUAUGGAAUUGAACCUUGCCACCAACAUUAUGCUUGUGUUGUUGACUUGUUGGGCCGUGCUGGAUAUUUAGAGAUGGCCAAUGACUUUAUCAUGAGAAUGCCAAUUGAACCAUCUAUUUCAGUUUGGGGAGCACUAUUAAGCGCAUGUAAGAUCCAUCGACAUGUGACACUGGGUGAAUAUGCUGCAAAAAGACUUUUUGCUCUAGAUCCACUUAACCGAGGUCAUUAUGUGCAGUUGUCAAAUCUUUAUGCCUCGGUGCAUAUGUGGGAUGGAGUUGGAAAGGUAAGAAUGUUGAUGAAGGAGAAGGGAUUGAUUAAGGACCAGGGAUGUAGUAUGAUUGAAAUCAAUGGCAAGCUAAAUUCUUUCUGUAUGGGAGAUAAAUCCCAUCCUAAAUCAAUGGAGAUAUAAAAAAAGCUUGAGAGUUUACAGAGAACUUUAUUUAUCCCAGAUAAGGAAUCUGCUUUGCAUGAUUUAGAUGAGGAAGGCAAAGACAUGGCUCUCUGCAGCUAUAAUUAGAGACAGCAAUUUCUUAUGGGGCUUAUCAAUACUCCAGGGGCUAUGCUUAGGAUAAGGAGAAACCUAAGGGCACUGUGAACUGCCAUUCAGCAACCAAACUAUGGAGUAAUAUAGUAGUUUGGAAUGAAUUAUGUUUGAUUGCUUCUGCUGAUAAAUAAAACAAGUAACCUUGGAAUGCAUGUCACAACACUCUUUUGCCAAGUGUUCAUAGCAUGUUCCUGUUGAAUUCAGGACAAUCAUAUACUCAAUAUAACAUCAACUCACGUUCAAGCUGAGGGAUUCCUUACAGAAAGGAAGAGAGGACAUUGAGUCAUUGUAUAUGACUAAUUGGAUAAGUGAUAUUUUACAUUUUUUCGACCAAAAUUAAUUUUUUUAAAAAGAAAUCUAAACCAUAUACAUCACCAUGAGCAUACCCUUAUUAUAUAUGUCUCUCUCAAUCAGAGAGACAUGGCAAAAAAUGACUAAGAUGCUAAUAUGCUAUAACCACUGUGGUUGAAUAGGAAGGAAAUUAUACUUUGCAAUUUGCAUCAAGAACAUGGUCAUAGGAUAGUAAAUUAUGGUCUUUGGAGGAAGGGUGGUAACUUGUUUGAUCUUUGAUAAUUUUAUCAAAUCAUGGUAUUUUUGAGAAGAAACAUGGAGAACCAGAGGAUACUGCUUAGCCAUUGUUAUGUUUGUUUUAGAAUUUGCUUGUAUUUGCAGAAUCCCUUACUUCUCUUAUUGUUUUAACUAUUGUAGCUCCACCUCCUUGCCUAGAUAUGAUUGUGAAUAGAAGUAGAAAAGAAGAAAAAGCAAAGAGACUUUUGUAGCAAACAAAAGAAGAAUAUGCCAGGAGAGUCAGCAUGGCUAUGGUGAUGAUGAUGGUGUUGAAGGUGAAUGAGAUUUUGUACAGGAAGAUCUGAAAGUGCCUUUUCAUUGUCGGAAUUGCUCUGGGUUGGGAUGACAAUGGGUCGGAGUGACUACAUUCAUUACCAAAUCCACUCUUAUACUUUUUCCACCCUUGACUCGCAGUGGGUGGACUGUUUUAAAACUCAUCCCUCCUCACCGGAUGCAGGCCAGGCGACGUUUGGACGGUUUGGUACACAGGAAUAAACAAGGGAUCAAAUAGCAUUUCAUGCCAAAUGCCUUGUGAUUUGAUAACAUCACUGUUAAUCAUUUCAAACGGAAAGUUAUAGGUUCAUGUCCCAUCUUAAUUUAAGGGUUAGCAUAUUAUGUGGAAUAGUUACUAUUGAUAGGUUAGAUUGUAUACAUUAAAAAAACAAAAAAAGCAUUUCAUGAAAUAGUACUAUUGUUUUGUUUGGUUAAAUGUAUGUCAUGAAUACAAUUCCAUGGAAUUGGUGAUUUCUGUUGCAAUGAGAAUAUUCACUCCUAAGAUCCCCAUGGUAUCCUUUUUAUUACAAUGA